GCCUUGUUCAGAUGUGGUGGAACUGGCACGGCACGGACUUUCCCGAGCUCGCCACGCUUGCGUGCCGCGUCCUCACACAGCCCGUGUCGGCGGCAGCAUGCGAGCGCAACUGGGCCGUGUGGGAGUCGGUCCACACGGCCAAGCGCAACCGCUUGGGGUCGGAGAAGCUCAAACGAUCUCGU
Messenger RNA from Closterium sp. NIES-67, 182 nucleotides. The record is from the annotation of a GenBank genome assembly. NCBI's taxonomy places the organism in Eukaryota, Viridiplantae, Streptophyta, Zygnematophyceae, Desmidiales, Closteriaceae.